This is a messenger RNA of Seriola dumerili (greater amberjack), 2766 nucleotides long. RefSeq names its product coiled-coil domain containing 191 (gene ccdc191). NCBI's taxonomy places the organism in Eukaryota, Metazoa, Chordata, Actinopteri, Carangiformes, Carangidae. The coding region runs from base 1 to 2676 and encodes 891 amino acids. Gene Ontology annotation, molecular function: phosphatase binding. The record is from RefSeq and is a predicted model, not a curated record. The transcript is spliced from 17 exons.
AUGCUAAACCGAGAGGUCUACACAGAUAUUAAACUAUGGCUGCCUAUUCUUGAUAAUAAGUCCAAGAAGCAUGUGCAGAAUGGCGAUAUUGAUCAAUGGAGGAAGCGAGUGGAGAUGGCUUCCGAGUUUGCUGUAUCUCAAGUCUUCUCCCACAAGAAACCUCAUUCAGGAACCAGCAGCCUAGCUGUACCGUUGCGAAGCACUGAGCAGUUAAAAGAUCAUGAUGACGCUUACAGUGAAGCUCAGGCUCUUCUUGGUGAUUGGCUGAGCAGUAAGUUGCGGUUGGAGCUAGAGAUGGAGGAGGAAGAUGAUCUAAUGUGCUCCGCUGAGAGGAGAAGCCCUGCUGCACCGGCUAGUUCUCAGCCUACCACCCUGAACUACAACAACUUUGAUGAGCUCUACAACCGCCUGGCUGAGGAAGAAGAGCACAGUGCUGUUAACAGCUUCCUACAAGACCUGAUGGAGCAAGAGGUGUUGGACUCGGGGAUGAUGGAGGAGCUGGCGCUGGAUGUUGGACAAACAAGGAAGAAGUUCAGAGACCCGAUCAUCACCAUGGAAGCACGACACCAGCAGGUGCGACAGAAUAGGGCCCAGCGUGAAGCUGAGAGGCAGCAGCAGCAGAGAGAGAAGGAGGCUUGGCGGGGUGCCAGGCAGGAGGCGAAGAAGAGGGAGCGAGAGGAGGAGACGAGGAAGAAGCAGGAGGCACGUAGGCAGGAGGAGAUGGUACAGCAGGAGAUGGUGCGACUGCGACGACAGAUGGAGGAGAGGAGAGGCCUGGAACAGCUGGUUAGACAGAGGGAAAGGGAGAGAGUGGAAGAGCAGAGGGCAGCCAGGAGCCUCCAGUCAGCUCCAACGCUUCCUUCAAAACAGCAUCAGCAGGACACAGUGCGACUGUUUAAAGAACAGAAAAUUCAAACCAUGGGUCACAUAAGCAACCUCAAGUGUUUGCAGAGGCAUUUCUCUGGCUGGUAUUCAGUCGUGUUGGACCGUAGGCUACGUAUGGGUAAGGCCAUGGCCCUCUGUGACUGGAAGAGGCAACUGAGAGCAUGGCGAGCAUGGCGAACCGUGGUGUGGGCAGAACAAAAGCAGCGAGAGGUGAAAAGAACAGAGGAAGACCUGCGAACUGAAAACAGACAAUGCCAGCUGGCUGUGGAGAGUGACCGAAGGCGGUUGCUGCGGCGAUGUCUGAAUGAGUGGCAGCUAUGGUGUCGGAUGGAGAGGGAACAACGAGAGCUUUUGGCCCAGCAGCAGGAAACCCGCCGCAGGAUGGCCGCUUUAAUCAAUGUUGCAUCAACAGGCAAACUGAAGGCCACAGAAACCCCCGCUUCUCAGCCAGUAAUGGCCCCACCUGAGGCAUCUGACCAACCAGAGACCACAGAGAAGGAAGAUCACCACAGGUCGAGAACUUUAGCCCCUGACCCCCCUGCAGUACAUCAGGAUAAGACGCAUGUGGGUUCAGUGGCCCGGCCCACUCAGCCGUGGCAGGUGACCCGAAGGCACGUGGCACUGACUGCUGCAGAGCUCCACGAUGCGCGGCAGGGAGGUGAGGGAGGUGGCUUCACCUGUUCAAAAAGCACAGUGUCACCUGGCAGCAGGUUUGAGAACAGACACGCCGCCCAGCAGCAGAUCAUCACACAGCAACGGAGGCUGUUGAAGGAGCAGCAAGAGAAAAUUGCACAGCUGAAAGAGGAGCAGAGCAUGAUGGGUUUGGAGCAGGAGAUAAAGAAAAAUGCACAGCUCUCACAGCUAUCAACAGGAGGAGGCUCGAGACCAAAGAGCAACAACUGUGACCGCACAGAGCAGAGGGCACUCAGACUUACCGGAGAACCUGACAGUCAGUCUACACCUCUGAGGAAAGCUGUCACACACCAGACAUGCCCCCAUCCAAUCAUCACGGCCAUGGAGGCCCGCGCACGUCAACGCACAGAGCGAAGAAAGGAAAUCGAGGAGCUCAAGAGAAAGAAGGAGGAGGAAAAGCUGGCUGAGAUGAAAGCCGCUGAGGAGCUGAGACAGAGGGAGGAGGAGGAGGACAGACGCAAAGCUGCAGAAAAGAGGAAGGAGGAGAAAAGGCUGCAAAGAGAGAGGGAAGAGGAAAAACAGAGGCAACUGAAAAGGCAACAGGAGCUCCUAAAACUGGCCCGUCAGCACUACCACAGAACCUUGUUGCUACGGAGAGGCCUGGCACCAUGGAAACGCCUCAUUCAGCUCGGACAAGCCAACAUACAGCUGGCCCAGAGUCAUCACAAUCUCUUCCUCCUGAGGCGGUGCACGCUAGGCUGGCAGCAAUCAGCAAGAGAGUCCCUGUCUGAGAGAGAAGCUUCUGCUGACCAACUGCACCAGCACUUUGUGCUUCGGAGGAGCUUAAGCUGCUGGAAAAGACUGAAGGACUGGCGAAUGAUUCAGGAGGAGCGGGCUGAGCGUUUCUACCGCACACACACUCUGAAGAGGUUUCUGCUGGCACUGCUGGACCAUGUGACCCAGGAGAGGCUGGUGGAGUGGGACCGUCAGGAGCUGGCUCAGGAGCAUAGUAACAGACGGGUGUUCCAGCGAUGUUUCCUGGCCUGGAGGCAGCUUCCACGUCUGCUGCGCAAGGAAAGAGAGAGGGAGGAGCGGCGGGAGAAGCUGGGACGGAAAGUGACUGAGGUUCUGCCCGAUUUCUGCUCCCAUCCACUGUAAAGCCUCUGGGAGAAAGUGUCACUGUAGGAGAAACCGCAUACCCACAGAUGACACACAAACAUUCAAUAACUGCAGAGGAUUCACACUCAC